Wasmannia auropunctata (little fire ant) is the source of this 6785-nucleotide messenger RNA. RefSeq lists its product as uncharacterized. The transcript has 5 exons. The coding region runs from base 355 to 5820 and encodes 1821 amino acids. The record is from RefSeq and is a predicted model, not a curated record. NCBI's taxonomy places the organism in Eukaryota, Metazoa, Arthropoda, Insecta, Hymenoptera, Formicidae.
UAAUUCUUAUAAAUUUAAUUUUAUUUAUUGCACACUCAUUUAUUAUAAUUAUGCAAACUUUCAUUAAUUAAUUACUGCAAUUUUAUUAUCCGUCAUACCAUUGCAUAGGUAUUAAUUGUAUCGCAUUAUAAAUCAUCAGAAUUGUUUUACCUAUAAAUAUUUUACCUAUGUUAUAUCCCAAAUCUAUAUAUCAAAUUCGUCUGUAUCAAUUCAUUUGACGUGCAUAUUGCAGCAGAUUAUUUUUUGUUUUAAAAUGUCGAGUCUUUUUCCCGCAGAGCAUAAGAGAAACAGGAAAGAAUUAAUUGACAGGACAAUUCGUGUGUAAGGUUGCCUUUUAAGAGAAAAAAUUUUGUUAUGGCUUUUGGACUGACCCAAUGGUUGAUAUCAUUUGCCACAUUUUUAAUUGUCUUAACAAUUAUUACUUGGUCCGCGGUUCAUCUGGGCAAGAAAGAUCAGAACUCCAUAGAUAUCACUCUGAGAUAUUUCGACGUGGAUAAUUAUUCAAUUGAAUUUGAGAAUAAAUCGUUUUAUUCCACGAUGCGUAACUCGACGUUGCAAGUGAUAGAGAGUACCGACGAGCCGACACUGUUCGCGAAUAAUCAAGGCUCCGAGAUACCAGACAGUCUGCAAUUUUACGAAAUAUUGCGAAAAUAUUCGACCAAAAGUAACACUGUUAACAGUGCGUAUUAUGAUAUGACUGCGACAGCGGCAUUUGCACCUUCUGUCGUUGGGAGUGAUAAUUCAACAUGGAACGAUGCUACCACGCUGUAUAAUACGACUGAUUUGAAGAUUUUUGUAUUAUUAGAUGAUCAUCGAAACGUUAGCGGAAAAGUUACGAUAUUACCAGGUCAUAUUUCACAAACAGCACAUUCGGCACAUUUAACACACGAAGCAAAAUUAUCCGACGUAGAUAAAUCGCGGGUAUCAGAUUUGAGUCAGUCUUCUGCCGGAACGGAACUUUCCGAAUUUCUUCAAGACGAAAAAAACCAAGCGUUGAACGCAUCUGCAGUUUUUUCAUUCACGCGAGCAUUGUCUGACGAAGAACAGUCAAAUAUGACAGAGCGGACAAAAAAACUAAAGAACGAUCUGCGGAACCUAGGACUGUCAAGGCGGACGACGCGUGCGGGACUUAUGCAGCUAGCAGUCAACCCGUGCAUAAUUCUCUAUCGACUAACUAAUGGAGAAAAGGAAAAAAGUGAUGAAAUAUUUAUAGAAAAAAAUAUAAAUCCAUUAAAAAUAAAACUUAAAAUGAAAAGAAAAAGAGAAGAAAGCUCAGAUGAGCACACAAAGCGAAGACAUUGGCAGAAUGCAAAAUAUGAUACAUCAACUAAUGAUUCCCAAGAAAAUACAGAUGUAUUGGCUGAAGUAAAUUCUCACAAUUCCAACAAUUUCUCUGUCCACAUCGAGAAUUGUUAUACUAUAAAUGACCUAAUCGAAAAGGAGGUAAGAAAUGAAACAUUGAUACAUAGAAAUAAUGAGUUACUAAAUAAUUCGCAAAAAAUCAUAGAAAACGUAAUUUCGGCUAAAACAAAAGCCAAUAAUUUGUGCAAUACCAAAAGUGCAAUACCGAUUCCAUACAAUGCCGAUUCCACUGUACAUGAAAAAUAUAACGUGCUCGAUGCUCCAACAGAAAUAAGAUCGCAAGAUUACAGUGAACACGUAAAUACAAGCAUAAGACAAAUAGAGGAAGAUGUAGAACGAUGGAAAAUAUGGUUGCCCCCAAAAAAUGUCACAGCAAUGCAUCCAAAUGCAUCAAUGCCGAAAAACGCGCAACCAUUUAUGAGAAAAGUUUCACUUCUCAACGCAAGAAUGCCAAAUCGUGAUCAAUUCAUGCAAUCUUCAACAAUACCAUAUCCGGCGUCGAUAAUCCCAAACAUCAAUCAGCAGCAAUCGUUCGGCAAUUCGGCUAAUUUUACACAAGUGCCACAUUCGAGACAACCUACGCCAAAUAUUUGUCAACAAUAUACAUCUUAUAGACCACAACCUCCACCAUACUCACGUAUGCCGAAUGCUAAUCAGCAACAAUUUUUAGAAAGUGCGAGUUAUCCGACGCAAGGCCAGUAUAUGCCAUUCGGAAAUAUAUCGAAUGUCGGCAUUCAAGGGUUACAAGAUUUUGUAAAUAUGAAUACCGUUUCAUCACAUAAUGCUAAUAUGUGCUCACGUGUACAUGUAAAUCAAAGAAACGCAAACAUGCCUCCUACAACAAACAUGACAACAUCAUCACACGCCACGUUGCAAAAAAAUAUUGUUAACAGUACUGCAAUCGCAUCUGCUGCUUGCGCACAGAAACAGACGUCGCAAAUAAAGUCUAUAAGAACAGUUCAGUCGCCUAUGACGAUAAAUCUAAAUAUUCCUUGUGGGUCACGCCAGACUGUGCAAAAUGUCACAUUAUCUGAAUCUUUCAUAGAAAAUUUUAAGAGAAUCAAUGCUGCAAUGGGAAAUGUUAGACAUGGGAGUACAAAUGUGAAUCAGUAUCAAGCGAGUUGCAGUUCGCAAGUCUCUCAAGCAUCUUCGGAAAAAACGCAAUUACACAUUCUGAAUCCAAACGAAGCUCUUUGUUUAUCUCAACAGUGCAAUAUGCAUCCCGUUCAGAAUACCUUGCCAGUUCAAAAUGUGCGACAGAUAUCGCAGCAGAGUUUGCCGGUAAAUCGAAGGAAUGCAAACAUGUUCUUACAUCCUACAACGAACACGAGACUGUCACACGUCGAGUCUGAAAAUACAAUUAGCAGUAAUACAACCACAAACAUCCCACAUUUUACACUAUUCAAAAAUACAUUCGUAUGUCCGAAUGAUGUAUCGAUUAAUGAUACAUCGCACAAUGUGCAACAAAAUGUGCUAAACGAAAGAGCAGAGAUUCCCGAGUCACAAAAUAAAAAUUACAUGCAAAAGAAGGCGUCUACGAAUCCACAACGAAAUAUACUUCUAGAUGGACUUGCAGAAAAACUUCCAGACAGAUGUAACGUAUUGCAAAAUACAUCCGGCACUAUUCCGAAAACUUCCAUGCCACAAAGAAUGAAUAGAGUCUUAGAAAAUAUAAUAUUUACAUUAUAUUCACAAAAAAAUAACGCAGCGUCAAAUUUGUCAAAAUCCACAUCGACAAUUGCCAAAUUCGCACAAUCGCAAACAAACAAAAUUACAAAUUCAAAUUUUGUGAUUCUGACGGACAUUCAGAAAAUUGUAUUGCGUAAUCAAAUAAAAUUAUAUUUCACUAUGUCGGACCUACUGAAAUAUUCGCUUAACAAGCAGGAAUAUGAACAAUUGUAUUAUGAGAGAACAAUGUUGCUUUGCUUGUAUUGGAAUUUAAAUGAUUACAUAAUAAAGAUUAUGGAAAAGUUACAGGCCGCUGAAAAAUCAGUCGAAAAGGAUCCACAAGACACUACAUCACUAAACAGGUCAUUACAAGAGAACACAAUACAAACAACUGUAGACAAGGUAAUGAAGAUUCAAUCUAAUCGAGAUAAUGAGAAUGACUCAGUGAGUGAUAGGGAUUUAGAAAAGCAAUCCUCAGAACGAAGUAUUUUCCCGAGUAUUUCGAAUAAUCUUCGAAAUAUUCGAAAAUCUACAACGGUCAAGAAUAAUUUAGAAACGUCAAAUGAAGAAUCACUUUCUAUGCCGAAAUCUGCAAUAAUCAAGGAACCACUUUUACAAGACACAAGAGUACAAGAGGAAGAUAACAGCGUAUCAAGAAAACAAUUCCAAAAAGAUUUAUUGAUCGAUGUGGAAAAAGAGCCUGAGAGUACAGAAACAUCGUUGUCAGAACAGUCAAAGGCGCCAGAAGAGAAUUCGAUUGCAGAAGUGUCUGCCAAGAAUACGGAAACGAAAGAUAACGCGGAAAUUAACGAGUCUCCGAAAGCGGCAAGUUUAUAUGACAAGCAAUUGCCAGAAUUAUGCUCUCUUUUACAAAAUCCAUUAAGUGCACUACAAGAUGCGUCAAUUGAGGAAACGGAAGAUCAAUCAGAAAUCGCGAAGAAUAAUGCAAACAAGAGAUCUAGUAAUAUGGAAACGGUAAGCCUACGCGAAAUUUCUAACGUUACAAUUAUAAAUAGUAGCGGAGGAAACGAUGCGACAACACGAACUUCAUGUAAUACGGAAGAUCAAAAUGAAAAAAUAUGUAAUGUCAGUAAUGAAAUAUCCAGUGAAAAUUUACAAGAUAGUAUGCGUAAUGAUGUCGGAGAGAAUGUUAAAAUAUUAAAUUCCACAAAGAUACAGGUUGAUCCAUUGAAUAUUUCGUAUAGUUCAGAACCAUCUUUAUUAAACGACAUAGAGAAAUCGAUAUCUCCGAUUGUCUUCAAAUGUAAAUCUACGCAACUACCUAUCGCAUAUGAUAUAUCAGAAUUUUGCUUAAAUGCACAGCAAAAAGAAUCUUCGGACGAACGAAGUAAUAAUUAUACCGAUGAAAUGUAUGAAAGUUCCGAAAAACUGUAUAUCGACGAAAAUGCGGAGAAGGAAGAGCAAUGUGAUAAGGUAUCAUCUUCUAAAGAAGAUAACUUAAGUACGUCGCAAGAUUCGGUACCAUUAUUUAAUGUGAUAGGAUGCGAUUCUACAAAAGCAACUUCAUCUCCUGCGAAAAACAUCGCCGAGACAGAUUUAUCUGAUAUACAUCAAGAUUUUGUAAACGAAACAUCAGAUAUUGAGGUUUUUGAUGAGAAACCGCCGUUAGAAGUAGAGAAAACGCAGGAUAUAUUAUUAGAAUUUAAGGAUGAGAAGAAUAUGGAAGAAAGUAUGAUCGACACCACAAAGAAAUAUGAAGAUUCAAAAGACGAAAAUGAUGAGCAAUCGCCAUCAAGUGUAGAGGAGUGUGAAGAAAUGACAUUACAACUUGAAGAUUCGGACACAUCGAGUAUAGAAGUAAAGAAAAUGCAGGAUAUAUUACUGGAAUUUAAGGAUGAGAGGAAUAUGAAAGAAAGUAUGAUCGAUACCACAAAGAAAUAUGAAGAUUCAAAAGACGAAAAUGAUGAGCAAUCGCCAUCAAGAGUAGAGGAGUGUGAAGAAAUGACAUUACAACUUGAAGAUUCGAACACAUUGAGUAUAGAAGGAAAGAAAAUGCAGGAUAUAUUAUUGGAAUUUAAGGAUGAAAGGAAUAUGGAAGAAAGUAUGAUCGAUACCAUAAAGAAAUAUGAAGAUUCAAAAGACGAAAAUGAUGAACAAUCGCCAUCAAGAGUAGAGGAGAAGUGUGAAGAAAUGACAUUACAACUUGAAGAUUCGGACAUAUCGAGUAUCGGAGAGAGUUCGAUGCACUCGCCACAUUCGAUCUGCUUAAAGCUCUCUGAAGAAAUAGAAAAGGAAAUAGACACUCACAGUGGUAUUAAAGCAAUUAAUGAACAGCUCAAAUAUGUAUCCGAACAGAAAUAUGGAAAAUCACGAACAAUUUCACGUAACUCCAUUCAAAAGGACGAUCUCGUCGAUGCAAAUGUAGAAAAAGUUUUCGAUAAAAACGUUUUUCCUAACACCGACAUUGUCGAAUGUGUUUCCACGACAACCGACGAGGGUUCUGAAGUCACCGAGUUCAAUCCAAUUAUUGUGAAGACUGAAAGCGUAUCACUAUCAUCAUUCAAGAUGGAAAAUAAGGAAACAUUUCAAAGUGAUUCGGAGUUUUUGAAUGAUGGAACAUUUGAUGUAAAUGACAACCUGGGAAUUUCAGAUGAGAUAGACGAUGAGGUAAACAAGCCCUGUUUACGCUGCAAACGCAAGAGUACGGUAUAUUGUCAAGGUUGCUUGGAAGCUCAUUAUUGCUCAAAACGUUGCUCAUCUUUGCACUGGUACGCGCAACAUUACAAGCAGUGCAAGGGCAAUAAUUAUCCAAUUAUCUGCAUCGAUUAGUAUACGAACGCAUAUUUAUAUCUUAAAAUUCUUCACUACCAUUAAAUAAACUGCUAUUAGAAUUUUAAGAUUCUUGGACCAAAAUAUCUCUCAAUUAAUCAGUGUUCAUUGUUAUCUGUAUUUAAAACAAAAACUGUUGACGCGUACGUUAUUUUUGUAACAGAACAUUUCUAAAGAAUUAUGUAAUAUGUAAAACGAUUUGCGUUGUUAUCUUAAUUUCUUGCUUCGUUAACGAUAAAAGAAUAUAGCAAUAAUGAAAAAGUUGUGAAGAGUAAUGGUACUUAACUUUCUCAAGUGUUACUUUUUUUCGCGCCUAUACCCGGUACAUUUAUAGUAGCAACUGUGCAAUCGUUUGGUUAACUCGAUUUAAAUUAAUUAUAUACAUUUAUUUCACAUUUAAAUAUAUACAUAUAUAUGUAUGCACGCAUAUACACAUAUACUCAUACAUACAAAUGCACUAAUAAAUAUAUUUAUAUAUUCAUACUCGUGUAUCUAUUCAUUAGCGCAUUUGCAAAAAGUGAUGACAUAAGAAAUUAGCUUUUUCAAUUUUUUUCUCUAAUAUUUCCUUAUACUCACAAUCAGUUAUAAGACACAUUCCUCGUUAUUUUCCAUUAUCUGAUAUAGAUUAAGUAAUGAUAACAUAAAGUAUUAAUUUUGUUAUAUUAAUUUGAGUACAUAGAUAGUAUUAAGCUUACUAAAUUUACUGUGUUAUUUUAUAUUGUGUAUUUAACAUACAAUACGUUAAGUAAUUUUCAUUUUAUAAAAAUUACUUGACGUACGACUUGAUUGUGUAUUAGAUUUUUGAUAUUCGUAUACCAGAUUUGAUAAUGUUGGCGAUUGAAAGAAAAUGAUUGUUGUAUGUAUUUACAUCUUGGCGAAUCUUGAUGAUAUAUUUGUAGUAACUAUGUUCGUCGUGUGAUACAUCAAGAUGUGAAGAAAUAUUUAAAUAAAGGCCAAAAAAGGAA